UACCGAUACAUAUCGCGUUAAGCGGAAGAGAAAUCUUCGGAAAAGGGCGAUAUAUAUAAUAAUAUGUAUCGCCGCUUUAACACAGUGCCGAGCAAUAGGAGUAUCGUGGAUCAAAUAUUCGUGCUUCCCAUUUAAAAAAUAUAUUUUAUUUUACUCUCCGAUUGGUAUUUUUUCACACUUUCAAGAGCGUCAAAAUGGAGAGAUGCAAGAACGUAUCUCUGGGACGCGCGCCGGAUCAACAACAGCAUCAACAAACUACCAUCGCGGACCAACGUCCCUUCCUAUCGCCAACCACGCCCGCUUGGGGUGAUAGAAACGUGAGCGAACGAUCGACGGAAGAGACUAAUAACAAUUUUGGUUUCUCGUUCAUACCAAGUUUGGAUCCAAGCACACCCAAUUCGAGAUUUCCAACCAAUAUUCUAUCAUCCUCGAGUAAUAGCAUUUUAUCUGCACGCGAAUUAACCGAGAAUACCACGAAUUCGUCUAAUGAUGCCACACAAUUACCUAGGAUUUGUAAAUUAUGCAACUACGUUGUGAAAGAGAGAACGGAAUAUAUCGAGCACAUAAUCAAUCAUUGCACAUUCUCAAAAGAGACAUACGUCGGAGAUUUCUUAAAGGGAUACGUUGAUGAUGAGGAGUUUGAUGAUUCCGGUAACGAAUCACAGAACAAGGGGAGAAAGAAGUCCAAAGUAUCUAGACCAAAACUCUGCAGCAAAUGCAAGUUUACGGCAUCGACGAAGUUGAGCCUUUGGUUGCAUGUGCGUCAGCACUUACUGCAAGACGAAUGUUCUGGCUUCGUUUGCGUUAUUUGUCCGUUUGCCACCACGCUCAAACAUCAUAUGACAUUUCACUGGUUCAGCGCUCAUGACGACUUCAAGGCGUUCACUUGUACGAGAUGUCAAUAUGCAUGCGUGAGCAAAUCAAUGCUAACUAGUCAUAUGAAAACGCACUCCACAGUUUAUCAAUAUAAUUGCGGGAGUUGCACGUACCGGACCAAAUUCUGCAACGCGAUGAAGAAACAUCUGAAAGAUACUCAGCACGUAGCGGGCCCGGUGCUAAAACCAGACGGUACCCCGGAUCCGUUCGCCACCAUCGAUAUUUACAGUAACAAACGUGGGCCCAGACGGAGGCAAGAUACGGAGCCGACAGAAACUACCUCUGUAGAGGACGAGCCGUCAUUUUCGGGGACAAUUCCUCCAGUUUCGGUGGUUCGGACCUCGUCGAUAUCAUCGUCCCCGAUUUCGCUUGUAACCUCGGACUCGCCGGAAUCGAAGAUGCAUGAUGCCACGUCGAUGUCGCCAUUCCGGACGACACCAACCAAAAUAUCGCCAGAGCGACCAUCGUCAACUUCGGUCUCAUUUAAUCACUCCAAUUUUCUGACCAGUAACUUUCUGGCUACGUUUAAUAGAAUGAGAGAUGAGAACGAAGUAGAUCUAAGCGGUAACGAUCCAAGCGCUAACGAGAAGAUCCCAUCGUCAACUACUAUAUACGCCAAGUUUUGUGAUAUGUUGCUUAGUGAUAUAAAGACACGUUCGGAUUUUGAUGAGCAGCAAUGCGGACAAAUGUUACGUAUUUUCUGCAAUACUCGAAAGUUUUUAUCAAAACAUUUUAACUCCUCGGCCGACAUGAUUGAUACGAAUGGAGAUCUUUCUGAUAACGAGGCGAUGGAUACUGACGAACCCUCGAUGUUGACGACGAUGGAUAUUAAUCAAUACUCGACACCCAUGACGCUGACCUCGGAACCUCAGUCGAAAGUGGGAGAAAAUGUAAUUUCAGAUGCGCCAUUGGAUCUUAGUAUGUCCGCAAUGUCAAGAGUAAAAAACCAACUGCAGUUUCAGGAAUCAGUUGCGAGUUCCUCAUCUAGACGUAAAAAUAAGCGUAAAGUGAUAAGGCUAGAAUAUCCUAUAAUAAGUGAAAACGCAAACGAUGAUGAGACACAAACGCAGGACACGAAAAAACCUCGUACGGAACUUUCCCCGUCGCUUCUAGAGGCAGAUUCCGAACGCUGCGUGUCUUUUACACCACGUUUUACAAUCUAA
Vollenhovia emeryi is the source of this 2039-nucleotide messenger RNA. RefSeq names its product protein hunchback-like. The transcript is spliced from 6 exons. The record is from RefSeq and is a predicted model, not a curated record. Bases 195 to 2039 code for a protein of 614 amino acids. NCBI's taxonomy places the organism in Eukaryota, Metazoa, Arthropoda, Insecta, Hymenoptera, Formicidae. Gene Ontology annotation, molecular function: DNA-binding transcription factor activity, RNA polymerase II-specific; RNA polymerase II transcription regulatory region sequence-specific DNA binding. Gene Ontology annotation, biological process: regulation of transcription by RNA polymerase II.